CGGAUGUGUGUGCCAAUGGGCAUAUUAUCUUAUGUGAUAUCUUUUCUUUCUCAGUGUGUUCUUAUACAAUCAAUGAUACGUAGUGUUCAUACUCGCGUUACUUUUAUGUUCAUCUAUGCAUGAUUGAGCCUUAUUCUCUUACUGUUGUAAUGUGCUUCUCAUUCUAUCUCAUCAUUCACUCGUAUAUUAUAUGUAUUGUUCUCACCUAUCUAUUCUUACGCUAUGUUCUUCCUCUAUUGUUCUUCUAUAUGUGUUCUCUCCUUGGCCUCAUCACCUCUUGAUUCUUACAUUGUUCUCGUCUUGGCCUCAUCUUCUUUCUUUUCAUCCUUUCUUAUUCUACUUGUGUAUAUAAGCGUGUGCUUUAUAUGUAAACGGUACGAUUGUAUGAUAUGAGGGAAUAGAAUAAAGUGUAUCAUCAAUCACACUAACAUCCCUUGUAUCAUUGAUCGUCACAAGGCGAUUAUAUGAUAUGAAGGAAUAGAAUGAAGUGUAACUUCAUCGAUGCUAACAUCCUUUGUAUCAUUUUUCGUCACGAUGAAGUCUUCAUAAUAGAAAUUCGUAUAUUUGUCCUGCGUCUGUUUGAUCGACCAAGAUCUAGUAGAAAUCGAGUUUUUCGAAAAAUUGCUUCUCAUAUAGAACUGUUGAAAAGAAGAUUAGAGAUAUUGAACAUUAAACUUUACUUCUUAUGUGAUAAGAAAAUAAGUUCAAUCUUAUCAUCGAACUUUAAACCACAAUCAAAAUCAAUUGUUUACCAAAUAGAUUGUCAAUGUGGAGCAGUUUAUAAUGGUGAAAUCAGAGUCAGAUUGAUCAAUGGAAUGAAACAACAUGAUAAAGUAAUAUAAAAAGACAAAGAACAAAAUAACUCUGAAAUUGUACAACAUCAUCACAAAACAAAAUAACAAUGUAUGUUUGAUCCAAUGAAAGGCUAUCCAAUUGACAAUGAAAUUAAUUUCCAAAAAAGAAAAAUUAAAGAAUCAAUAGACUCCUUUAUUAAUUCAUCAAUCAAUCAAUCAAUCAACAGAUACGACGGAAUAGACAAUACUUAGAAUAGUAUAUUACUCAAACAACGUGAGAAGAUCAAAAAUAGAAUACACUUUAAGCAUAAUAAAUACGCUACAGCACAGACAAAAAACAACUUGAAAGAUUAAUAAACAACGAUGAGUAGGACAAGGCGGUAAAACUGAUAUGGAUAAAGAAAAGAAAAAGAAAAAGUACUCCAGUUUUUACUAUCUCGUCCGUACCAUUAUUAUAAUACAUAUAGAUAGAAGAAAAGUAAGAAUAAAAGAAUGGUAGAUUUGACAAUUGUAUUAAUCAUCCUUGUGCUUGUACAUUUUGUCAUAAGUAUACAUAUUUUCUGGAGAAGAUCAAUUUAAUUGAUCCCAACGUUAAAUAAUAAUAUUUCUAAAUCAAGAACAAAAUGAAGAGGGUCUUUUUACGCGAACGAUGUCUACAACGUUCCUUCAUCGUAAAGAAUAGGUCUCGCGAUUGAAGAAAAACGAAAAUAUUGUCAAUAUGAUGGUAGUACAAUGAUAUUGACUUCGAUAACACACAUGGAGAAAGAAAAUCGUUAACCAGUACCUCUGAAGCAGUUAUGCAUGAUUGCUCUAAAGAGAGGGAGAGAGCACACGUGCUGUUUGUUUAUGUAAUGUAAAAUUAACGUGUUCUCAUUUAGAAGAAAAAACAUGAGCAAACUAUCUUGAUUUCGAUGAAUUACCAGGCCUGGUACAUGAAAGAGAAAUUAUGUUGAUUAUGUUUCUGUUUACACGGUUCGAAAUGCGAAAAACCCGCGACUGACUGAUAAAAUAAUGAUUGUAGAAUGUUAGGUUGAUAAUUUUAAUGCAAAAGGAAUGGUUGUCUUCUGUUGUGAUGGUUUUCAAUGGUCAUUCCGCAGCAAAAUAUCAUCAAUAAACUGGUAGAAAGAAGGCAGAGCAUAGUUCGAGCAAUGGCAAGAAAACUUGCUCCACUCAUCAAACAAAACUACGAUUUCAAUCUAUUACGCAACGCUUUUGUAUAGUUUGUCUACUUCAAAAACUUAUUACAAGUAAAACAACCGCUUGAGAAACGAGUAAGUCCAUGUCUCAUCUCUAACACAUUCGAUUGAUUUAACAGAGAAGAAGAGCCUUCUCAAUAUAUAUCAAUCAUUUUUCCCACAAGAAUGUGUCUUCGAUGUCUGAAUUAAAAUAAGAGACCAUUCUAUUGAAUAUCAAUAUGUCGUAGGAUGGCUACUAUGUUUAGUGUAUCAUACAUCCAAUAUUUCCUAUUGCAUCCACUCGUAACUGGAUACAAAAUAAAGUGCGCCUCAUAGCUCGUUCUCUUUUUUGUUCCGAAUGAGAGACCAAAAAAAAUGUUUUUUUUUUCUUCUCUUAGGCUGCCGAAUCUUGUCGCUGCUUCACUACUAGAGUAAGAUAAGAACAGAGGUGAUGAUUUUUCUCUCUUGCAACUACGCUACUGUUUCGCUUGAAUUGACAUAGCCAUUUGUCGUAUAAAAGCGAACGUCUCUCGUACUGUAUUUUCACUUUCGAUUUCAUUUCGCAGUUCAAUCAUGUCGGGAACAAAAGACUGGCCAGACCUGGUAGGAAAAACAUUCGAAGAAGCGUCCGAAACUAUUCUAGCAUAUGAUAGUAAAUUACAUCCAUAUAAUGCAAGAAAUGGUGUGGAAAAUUAUAUGUUCGAUCCAGCACGUGUUUCGUGCGUUACGAAUAAUAAUAAUAUUUUAGGUUUAUGUUUACACUCAACUGUAUGUGAUUUUCUUGUAACAUCAUCAUUUGAUGAAAGUGUUAAAGUAUGGCAUAUUGAAAGUGAAAAUAUAACAUUUCUUACUGACCGACAAUUUCAAACAGACCGAACCAAUACAUGUCUUGCUAAUUUUGAUUUUCCAUUUCGAUUUGCUCUUGAUGGACAAUCGAAAGCAGUUCGUUCACGAUUUCAUUCUCGUGCAAAAUUCGAAAUGAUCGAAGUAGCUAAUAAAACAGCAUUAUCUACAGCAUCAGUUUCAUCUUUUCCAACAACAGCUCUGACUGUAACAUCAGCUAUAUUAAAAGCUCAACGAAACAAAUUAUUUAAAAAAAAGAAAUAA
Molecule: messenger RNA, 3076 nt
Organism: Rotaria sordida
Lineage: Eukaryota; Metazoa; Rotifera; Eurotatoria; Philodinida; Philodinidae
Source: the annotation of a GenBank genome assembly